Messenger RNA from Salvia splendens (bonfire salvia), 918 nucleotides. Its product is annotated as putative germin-like protein 2-1. The coding region runs from base 49 to 729 and encodes 226 amino acids. The record is from RefSeq and is a predicted model, not a curated record. Lineage: Eukaryota; Viridiplantae; Streptophyta; Magnoliopsida; Lamiales; Lamiaceae. Gene Ontology annotation, molecular function: manganese ion binding. The transcript has 2 exons.
GCUUCUGAUGCUAAGUAUUCCAUCACAGAAAAGAAUAUAUAUAAUAAAAUGAAGAUAGCUUUUGGUUUGUGCUUCAUUCUUCUUGUUUCGAUCGCAUAUGCAUCAGAUCCAGGCCAGCUUCAGGAUUUCUGCGUUGCUGUUCCUGAUUCCGCCUCUGCAGUUUUUGUGAAUGGAAAGUUUUGCAAGAACCCGAACAUGGUGGUCGCGGAUGAUUUCCUUUUCCAGGGUCUAAACAAUGCCGGAAAUACAUCCAAUAACCUCGGAUCAUUCGUGACACCGGUGAACGUCAACCAGCUUGAAGGCCUCAACACUCUGGGCGUUUCCAUGGCCCGCCUCGACUUCGCCCCUUACGGGCUCAACCCGCCCCACACCCAUCCGCGUGCUACUGAGGCCUUUCUUUUGGUGGAAGGCACUCUGUACGUGGGGUUCGUCACUUCCAACCCGGCCGAUCCCACCACCCAGAAGAACAAACUCUUCACCAAGUAUUUGAACCCGGGAGAUGUCUUCGUCUUCCCACAAGGUCUCAUCCAUUUCCAGUUCAAUGUUGGAAAGACCAACGCGGUCGCAUUUGCUGGCUUCGGCAGCCAGAAUCCGGGUACCAUCACCAUUGCCAACGCGGUGUUCGGGUCGGACCCUAAGAUUAACCCGGAUGUGUUGGCCAAGGCUUUCCAGGUUGAGAAGAACAUCAUCGAUUACCUUCAGGCUCAAUUUUGGUACAACAAUAACUAAAAGUUUCACCUAAGAUACACACAAUAUAAGUUGUCUCCUUUUAAUCCAAUAAAUUAUAUACCAGUCUUUACUUGUUACAUUUGCUAGAGUGGGAAAACGUUGUGUUCCGAGUGUUAUAUCUCAUGUGAUAUGGUGUAAGUGCUUGCCUUAAAUAAUGAAUAAAUCUGUCUUUGUAUUCUAUUUCCAUAA